AAGUCCCUGUCUCCUCCUGGGUGCCUUCCCUCCGUCCUCACUUCCAGCUACUUCCUCAUUUGGUGGUGCAGCACAGCCCAGCCCAGUGGUCAGCACGUCGUCCCCCACUCGCCUCACCCCAAACCCCCAGUCCUGUGUCUGUGCUGUGCAUGUCUGUGUCACUGUCUAUCCCUUUCUCUUUUUUCUUGGCCUCGCCACCCCUUUCUCCUUCCCUAUCUUUCAUCUUCGUUCUUUUUUCUUUCUCUCUAAGGGUCAAAUAUCUGUCCUUGGGUCCUGUGUUUCCUUAUCAGCUUUAUUUGCUGUGUGACCUUGCACGAGUGUCUGUAUCUUUCUGUACAAUGGGGAUGACGAGAGCAUCUACCUCAGAUGGGUGUUGUGGGGGUUAAAAGAGUUAACAUCUUAGGACUGAAUGCCUGCCGCUCAUUAGUGCCCAUAGCCUGAUGGCUCUCUUUUACUAUCCUAUAAACAUCACAAAGUUCUGAUUAUCAAAUAAUUGUAGCUGGUGCUUAUAAAAAGCUGACGAGUGUUGGACCCUGUUCUAGAGACAUUAAUCCAUUUGCUCCCCACAAGCCCCUACAAAAUAGGCACUAUUUUACUCCUCGUUUUACAGAUAAGGAAACUGAAGCCCAGCGAGAUUGAAUGACUUGUUUAAGUUUGCCCAGCCAGGAAGAGGCAAAACUCGCUUCAGUAAUAGCCACUGACUCUUCCUGGUACAGCGAGGGCUGACCCCUGAUCGGGGCUGGAUGGGCACAUGUACCCUGUUCCCUCUUAUGUCCAGUGGUUAGGGGCUACAGCAUGGGGCGUCUUGGCCUGAUUCUUCCUGGCAUUAUCUGUCUCCGUCCCUCCUCCUGUAUUGUCUCCUCCUCCCUCCUGCCACCGCCCACCUCGGACUUCCUCCUUCACUUGGUUGGACGCUACACCACAUCCCACCGGCCCUUGGACUCCAGUGUCCAGCAGGGUCGCCUGCGUCAUGGGGGUCCUUGGACCUUCCAACAGGCUCCUGUUCCUGCCUCUCCUUCUGACUGUGGGUGGUUUCAGUCCUGUCCAGGCACAGAAAGCAGUGACCAGGAAACCACGCAUCACCGAGACAGAGUCGCCUUAUCAGGAGCUUCAAGGUCAGAGGUCAGAUGUCUAUAGUGACCU
Messenger RNA from Callorhinus ursinus (northern fur seal), 1143 nucleotides. The record is from RefSeq and is a predicted model, not a curated record. Lineage: Eukaryota; Metazoa; Chordata; Mammalia; Carnivora; Otariidae.